AAUAUAACUCUAUAAAGAGAAGAUCCCAAAGAUUUAUUUUUCAAAUCGAUGGCGACGUACUUUCAUGGAACUUCGGAAAUCCAAGCUGACGGAUUACAGACGCUUUAUCUAAUGAACCCUGGCUAUGUCGGAUACUCUGACACCCAGUCCCCAGCAAACAUGGUUUUCCUCAACUCUGCCGGCAAUACCCUCAACCCCUCAAACCUCCCUAACCCAUCACCACCACCAUCAACCAAUCAGAACCACCACUUGGUCGGAAUCCCACUCCAGACCGCCGCCACCAAUUCAGCUUCGUCGCAAGGCCUCAGCCGUCAAUCAGUACAUGCCCAACACGACAUGUCAUCCAUUCAUGGCUUCGUCCCUCGCGUUCACUACAAUCUAUGGACAUCCAUCGACCCCACGGCGGCUGGAAGCCAUCAAACCCACCAACAGCACCAAAUUACUACCACAUCUGCAGCAACAGCAAACAAUUCUGUCGGUGGCAUAACCACCACCGACGUUUCAUCGCAAUUGGGUCUUCGCCGGUCAUUAAUCCCGCCGUCUCAACAAGGGUUGUCUCUGAGCCUCUCGCCACAGCAGCCAGUUUAUAGCUCAUAUCGUUCGGAGUCCGAAAUUCCGGUGGCAACUCAAGCGCCGGUGAUAUCUCCGACGAGCGGUAACGAUAUGAGGAUGUCGGGCGGCGGCGGCGGCUCCUCUUCAUCGGCGUCUGGGAUAUCUGGUGUGCAGAGUGUUCUGUUGGGUUCCAAGUACCUGAAAGCUGCUCAACAACUGCUGGAUGAAGUUGUUAAUGUCAGGAAUGGAAUUAAAAAUGAAUGUUUAAAGGGGAUUAAAGGGCAGAAUAAGAUGAACAGAGAGUCUACUGCUGCAACUGCAGACGGUUCAAGCGUAGCUGAAGGUGAAACAAGCACAAAGCGUGGAACCGACCUCUCAACCGCUGAGAGACAGGAGCUUCAGAUGAAGAAGGCUAAGCUUGUUAGCAUGCUUGAUGAGGUAGAACAAAGGUACAGGCAAUAUCAUCACCAGAUGCAGAUUGUAGUUUCUUCAUUUGAACAGGCAACAGGAUUUGGUUCUGCAAAAACAUACACAGCCCUUGCUCUGCAAACGAUCUCGAAGCAGUUUCGGUGUCUGAAAGAUGCAAUUUCAGGGCAAAUCAGAGCAAAUAGCAAGAGCUUAGGUGAAGAAGAUUGCUUGGGAGGGAAGACUGAAGGUUCUAGACUCAGGUUUGUAGAUCAUCAGCUUCGACAACAACGGGCACUUCAACAGUUAGGAAUGAUCCAACAUAACGCUUGGAGACCUCAGAGAGGAUUGCCCGAGAGAUCUGUUUCUGUUCUUCGUGCCUGGCUAUUUGAACACUUCCUUCACCCAUACCCCAAGGAUUCAGACAAACACAUGCUUGCAAAGCAAACAGGGCUUACUAGAAGCCAGGUCUCUAAUUGGUUCAUAAAUGCUCGAGUUCGUCUAUGGAAGCCAAUGGUUGAAGAAAUGUACAUGGAGGAACUCAAAGAACAAGAACAGAAUGGUGGGUCAGAGGACAAAACAAGUAAAAGUGAACUCAAUGAAGAGUCAGGUUCCAAAUCAACUAACCCACAAGAGAACAGUCCAGUUAGAGCAGCAGAUCAAAACAAAAACCUCAAAAAGUCCAAUCAAGACAUUAAUCCAAAUGCUCCACCACCUGCAAUUUCUAGUCCUUCAACAUCAACAAUGGGUGGAAACAUCCAACUCCAAGCCCAAGGUGGAUUUUCCCUUAUUGGGUCAUCAUCAGAUGUGGAAGUUGGGUUCAUGCAAGGAAGUCCCAAGAAGUCCAGAACCAUUAACUUGCAGAAUUCACUGGGUAUCUUCCCUUCCAUGGAAAUGGAAAUGGAUGUGAAGCCUGGUGAGACAAUAAACAGGGAUUUCUGUGCAAAAUUCGGCGAAGAAAGGCAAAGCAGAGAUGAUUACUCUUUAAUAACAGGAGCAACAAGUCAUGGAGGAGGAGGGUUUGGUGCAUAUUCGAUUGGAGAGCUUGGGAGGUUUGAUGUCCCUAAUCACCAAUUCCCAACAAGGUUCUCUGGCAAUAAUGGAGUUUCACUUACUCUUGGUCUUCCACAUUGUGAAAAUCUUUCUUUAUCAGGAACAACUCAACAGACUUACCUCUCAAACCAAAACAUUCAACUGGGGAGGAGAAUUGAUCAAAUGGGUAAUGCAGAACCUAACGAUUUCUGCGGAAUCAACACUAGUCCAACUUCUCAUCACUCCACUGCUACUUAUGAGAACAUCAAUCUUCAGAACAGAAAAAGGUUUGUAGCUCAGUUGUUACCAGAUUUUGUGGCCUGAAAAAUGGUUCACAACCCUCAUGCAUUGCCACCUCCACAUUCUCCAAUCUCUCACUUCAACCAGCAUUCGAAGAUUUGUCCAAAACCAUUGGAGGGGAGAGAGAGAAUCAAUUAAGGAGAACUCUUCCCCUCCCUCUUGCUUGCUUUCUUUUCUGAGGAAGAUAGGAAUUUUAAGCUAGCCUUUAGUGUAAAUAUAGAAACAAAGUUACUUUUAAUUAGUACAGAUUUAUACUUAGAAGACAAACCAUUUGGUUUUCUUUAUAACUUAGGGGUUCAUAUGAUAAGGUUGGUGAUUGUAUAUUUAUUACCUUUUGAAGAUGAUAGAUAUCAUCAUAAACAUGCAAAUCAGUUAUUGGGUAUACAGAUAUAUAUAUGUUUGUG
This is a messenger RNA of Telopea speciosissima, 2693 nucleotides long. RefSeq names its product BEL1-like homeodomain protein 1. The record is from RefSeq and is a predicted model, not a curated record. Gene Ontology annotation, molecular function: RNA polymerase II cis-regulatory region sequence-specific DNA binding; DNA-binding transcription factor activity, RNA polymerase II-specific. Bases 49 to 2313 code for a protein of 754 amino acids. Gene Ontology annotation, biological process: regulation of transcription by RNA polymerase II. The transcript has 5 exons. NCBI's taxonomy places the organism in Eukaryota, Viridiplantae, Streptophyta, Magnoliopsida, Proteales, Proteaceae.